UCAUUGUUUGCUCUUCUUUCCCCUCUAAGUAAGCUACAUACACUACUUGCAGGUGACGUGUGAAAUUCGAUUUUUUUGAUUGAAAAGCCGAUUCUGAACGAGGGGUAUUGUUAAAGUGUUUUUUUUUGGGUGGAAAGCUCUCAGUUUUUUUUUUUCCUAAAAAGAUAUUACAUUAAUAACCAUGUCAGAAGGAAAGGCAACUCAACAAGACAUGAAAAAGUCUCGGAUUCCUUUUGAGUACCGUGAUUACUGUGCUCAACUUUUAAUUCCUCUCAACAAAUGCAGAGGUGAGACAUUUUACCUUCCCUGGAAGUGUGAGACCGAACGCCACGCAUACGAAAAGUGUCAAUAUGAUGAUUUCAAGCGUCGUAUGAAGGAACAACAAGCAGCAAAGGCAGAAGAAGAAGAUUAAACAAAUCUAUACAUACACACACAAACAAUAAAGACCUAAACA
Mucor mucedo is the source of this 454-nucleotide messenger RNA. Its product is annotated as B18 subunit of NADH:ubiquinone oxidoreductase. Lineage: Eukaryota; Fungi; Mucoromycota; Mucoromycetes; Mucorales; Mucoraceae. Gene Ontology annotation, cellular component: mitochondrion. The transcript is spliced from 3 exons. The record is from RefSeq and is a predicted model, not a curated record. Bases 182 to 412 code for a protein of 76 amino acids.